Monoraphidium neglectum is the source of this 891-nucleotide messenger RNA. RefSeq lists its product as hypothetical. The transcript is spliced from 7 exons. NCBI's taxonomy places the organism in Eukaryota, Viridiplantae, Chlorophyta, Chlorophyceae, Sphaeropleales, Selenastraceae. Gene Ontology annotation, molecular function: zinc ion binding. The record is from RefSeq and is a predicted model, not a curated record. Bases 1 to 891 code for a protein of 296 amino acids.
AUGUUAGACCUGCGGACAUACACAUCGCCGUUGCUUGUCAGCGGCACCAGCGCCACAGUUCUGAAACUGGGCGACAAAGUCGAGUCUGGAGACCUGUCACAGCAGCUCAGCGGCGACGGCGGCACCAGCGACGCAGCCGCGGCGGGCGGCAGCGGGGCCGCCGCGUCCAAGAGCAAGGUUGGCAGCAACAUUGCUAUCAAGGACCUAAUUGAUGCGGGGCUGAUCAAGCCGGGCCCGACAGCCCUCACGGUGACCUACAAAAACAAGGUCACCGUCGGGGCCCUGCUGGCAGACGGGAACAUCGAGUACAGCGGCCAGACGUUCUCGAGCCCGAGUGCCUUUUCGGUCCACGUAAAGCGCCAGCAGACGCCGGGCAAGCAGGGCGACGACGGCUGGCGCAGCGUGCACGCGGCGGACUCUGGCGCCUCCCUCCAUGAUCUGAGGGCGUCCCUGCUGUCGGCGCUUGGUCAGCAGGCGGUGGCGGCGGCGGGCGGCGGCGCGGGGCGGCAAAGGGGGCGGCCGGCGCGGGCGAAGCCGGCAACGUACAAGGAGCCCAAAGGAGUUGCGGUGGCGCCCUGCGGCGCGCCUUUGCGCCGCCACGCGGCCUGGGACGCGCGGCGGCGCAGCGCGCUCCCCGGCAAGGUGGUCGCGACCGAGGAUGCAUUGGAGGAAGAGGAGGAGGAGGAUGGGGCGCCGGCCGCGGCGGCCGCAGCGGAGCCCGCAGAGGUCCACUGGGUGCAGUGCAGCCGCUGCGAGCGCUGGCGCGUCGUGCCGGACGAGCACUGGGCGGCGAUCGACGCCGCUGACGAGGACGCCGACUGGUUCUGCGAAAUGGCGCCGUGGGACGUUUCGAAGUUUGAACCGUUCGACCCCGCGUGCCCGACGGGCUGA